UUAAUUUUUAAAAAAGUAUCUUGAUUCAAGUAAAAAUAAUAAUAAUAAAAAAUAUGAAAUUAGACCUUAUAAAAUGGGCAAGUAGACCAUUUUUUGAUGCGAAGUGUUAUGUUUGCCACAUUUUUAUAAAAUUUUUGCAACCAAUCAUAUAUGGUAACUUGUUACUAGUUCUAAUUUGAAACUACCAGCAAAUGUGUUGUAUAAAUGUGAUAGAGUGUUGUAUAAAUGUUAUGGAUAUAAUAUUUCUCAAUUUUUUUCAGUCAAUCCACUUGGCUCAAAAAUCCAACUAAUUUCAAAUAUUUUAUUUUUUUAACUAAACACAUGUGGUAGCCUACAUGGGUGUUUAGGUGGCAUAAAAUUAAAUACUUUAAUAUCUUUGUUAGUCAAGCCAUUUGUAUUUUUUCAUUUAUCACUUAAUUUAAGGAUUAUUUUGACAUAAUACCAAAAUGUUGAAGAUUAAAAUCAUUAAAUAGAUACAUUUGAAAGAUUAGGAAUCAUUUCCUACAUUUGAAAUAUUAGGUGAUGAUGUCGAAAAUAAUACCACCAGUGAGUCACACGUUCCUCGUACGUCGCAAAUGGCACCUGCACAACGAAAAGGAAUAACCUAGCAGAGAGUACUGGUGUGGUACCGGUCAAACACCCUCCGAAUGUCAAGUUAGAACUAUUCUCACUGCUCUAGAAUGCUAGAGAGGGUAAAUUAUGCGUACCUUGGGUUGCAAGGGUGCUUAGGUUUUUAUAGUACUGAGGGUUACCCCUCUUUUCCUUGAAAUAGAAGUCUUUUCCUUAUAGGAGUCCUCUUGAACGUAUUUUAUGGGAUCUUUUCCUUAUAAGGAUCUCUUGAAUAUUAUCUAGCGUGGGAAGUAAGACAAUUCCUUAUACGUAGCGUGGGUAGCAAGUAAACCUAUGCUCGAUCCGUCAGCCUCAAUUUACUUCCUUCAGCUUUUUGGGCGUCAGUCUAGUAAUGCUGUCAGCCUUGGAGCCAGCUGACCCUAUGACCGUCAGCUAUAACACCGUCUGUUAUAUCCGGAGGAUUGCACUAAACCGUCAGUUUUAUGUUCCGUGUGGCUAGGCUCACCUUUUAUCCUCAUCAUUAGGAAUCAUUUCCUUUCAAAAAAAAUAUUAGGAGUCAUUUUGACAAACAAGUUAAUGACUAAAACAUAAUUUGCACCAAAUUGAUAAUAUAUUAAGUAUGCAUCAUCAGUGGCGACAUUUUGAAAAGACUUCCGUCACACUGAAUUUGUACACAUAUAUACAAACAAAUAUUCAUUAGAGAGUAGAGACACACACCGCACAUUCUUUCUUUCCUUUUUUUGAUAAUCAGAGACCACACAUUCUACUUUCACACAAAAAUCCUGUACUGGACAAAGAGGAAAAAACACACCUGCUACAAAUAUCCCAUUGAGAAAAUGACAGGCCCCAAAAGUUUGAGCAGAAUUAUAACUUUUAUCAUAACAUGUUCAUGUAACAAGUUGUAAAUGAUAAAAUUGUGGAUCAACCAUUUUUACUUUGCUACUCACGACUUGUUAUGUAAAUAAGUUGUAACAAAAGUUAUAGUACUAACUUUUUCUCAAAAAUUUAUACAAAUUUUUGCUCUAAUUCUCCACGAGUAGUUAAGUGUUGAGUAAUGAGUUGUAAGUAGGGGAGACGUGAAUAAGUUGUAAGGAAGGGAGACGUGAACUUGUAUGGACCCACCACUCACAUGUUGCAAUGCCGUGAGUUAUGAUAAAAAUCGGGUGAGUUUUUGUGGUCACCAAUCAGCAUUGCUCACAAAAAAUCUUUCAUUUCAAACUGUCGAAACAGUGGUAACACUACUUCACAGUGUCAACUUAACACCACUCUCCGGAUUCCUUCCUUUAACGCUCUGUAUAAUCCUAUCGUCUAUAUAUAUGUCCCAACUCUCACUCUUCUUAGCAACUCCUUCAACAAACACAAACGCCACUCUUUGCUUAUUAUAUCUACUGCAGUCUGCAACGCAACUGAGUGAGAAACAAAGAGUUUUUUUUAGUGUAUUUCACUCCUAUAAAUUAAGUCCCUUCUGAGAUUUAGCUUUGUUUUAGACAUACAUGGAUGUUUUAAGACAUUACUCUGAUCCUCAAUAUCUAAUGGGGUCUGAUAUUUGUUCCUGGGAGUUUGAGAGUGGCAGCGAUCGCAUUGUGAACUUGUCAGACGAGGAGGUCAUGUUGGCUUCCCAUAAUCCUAAAAAACGAGAUGGGAGAAAGAAGUUUAAGGAGACAAGACACCCAGUGUAUCGUGGAGUGAGGAGGAAGAACCCAUGGAAAUGGGUUUGUGAAAUGCGUGAGCCAAAUAAGAAGUCGAGAAUUUGGCUUGGGACUUUUCCCACAGCAGAAAUGGCCGCGCGUGCACAUGAUGUGGCAGCUAUCGCUCUCCGUGGCAAGUCCGGGUGUCUAAAUUUUGCUGACUCGGCAUGGCGGCUUCCGGUUCCAGCAUCGGCGGCAGCAAAGGAUAUUCAGAGGGCGGCAGCGGAGGCGGCUGAGGCAUUUCGGCCUGCGGAGUUGGAUAGAGUUUUUGGGGAUGAAUCGAGAUGGAAGUUUGAAAGUGCAGAGGCCGCAGCUGUGGUUGUGGCAGCCGCAGCAGUGGCUGCUACAGCAGCGGUAGCAGUGGCUGCUACAGAAGUAGUGGUGGAGAUGGAGGAGGAAGGUGUAUAUUUUAUGGAUGAGGAGGCGGUUUUUGGCAUGCCGGGGUUGUUGGCAAAUUUGGCAGAGGGGAUGUUGUUGCCUCCACCUCAUUGUUAUGAUGGAGAUGACAUGGGAACUGAUACUGACAUGUCCUUAUGGAGUUACUCAAUUUGAUUGAACCGAAUUAAGCUUAAUAGUAUUGAGCUUAAUUCAGCACUUUCUCAUAAAAAAGAAGCAGCUUAAUUUAGCAUAUAGAAUGGUUGCUUAUUGGGAAGAAUUGUUAUUCUUCAUUCUUAUUGUUUUUGAUUAAGUGCGGCCCAAUUCGUUGAGAGAGAGGGAGAGAAUUAUAGAUUAUUGUUGUAAUAAAUGGAGAGAGAACAAAAGUUUGUCAAAACAAAAGCCUGAAAGGAUAAAGUAAAAGGAAAAAGUCGAAGCCUGGAGUUUGUAAUCUCUGUUGUUUCAUUCAACAUCAUUCUUCCUGACUAA
Molecule: messenger RNA, 3122 nt
Organism: Quercus lobata
Lineage: Eukaryota; Viridiplantae; Streptophyta; Magnoliopsida; Fagales; Fagaceae
Product: dehydration-responsive element-binding protein 1B-like
Exons: 1
Coding region: 2064-2810 (248 amino acids)
Biological process (GO): regulation of DNA-templated transcription
Molecular function (GO): DNA-binding transcription factor activity; DNA binding
Source: RefSeq, a predicted model, not a curated record